GAAGUGAUCGCCCAUCAUCGACUGAUCGACACACAUGUGCACACCCGCCAAGCUUCGUUCGAUCGAUAUUCGAUUUCUCGAGGGUCGGACCGCCGGGCCAUAGUUCUGAAGCAACAAACAAAAGACCAGUUGUACGCCGGCAACUCAACCAUGAUCGCUCUGACGAGGUCCUCAACAGCCCGCUACCUCGUGUCCCCUCAAAUAGAUCAACGUCGUGGACAAAUAUGCCACUAUCCAGUCGAUGACAACAGCAGCGUUUCCAUAACGAGGGAAACCACCCGGAUCUGCUUCAGUACCGUGACAAUACGACAUGGAGGUAGCAAAUACCAUGGACUACGGCAUACCUUCCAUCCGACUGGUGGCGGGACAAUCCACAGAGGCUUCCAUAUCAGCUGAUCUGGGCUUGCCGAAUCUCGAGCCCAUCAAAUAUCGACGAUCCACGAUAGGCAACACUUCCAGAGUCGGUUUGAAUAUUGCGUUGAGGGGCCGACCGGUGCCUUCGGAUGCCGGCCGUGUUGCUUUCACACCUGGGGCCACCGGAAGCCCAGCUCCGUUGCCAAUGCCAAUGCUCGACUACAGUCAGGAAGGCAUGUCUCGUCAAGGCGUCAUUUGGGGAACGAGAAGGAACCCAUAUCUGGUCAACAGCCUCGGUGAAUCGUCGGUGUCGUCCGGGAUCAAGGCGAUUCGACCGAUAUCGACAAGAAAGACAUCUCUGGAUGGUUAUCUGUGCAGUGAAGGACUUCCAAGAGCCAGCGGAUCAAUAUCACGUUCACGCAGUGCUAACAGGAUAGCGUCCCUUCCGGAGUCCAACCACGCUUUACCUCUACCCGGCCGAGUCAAGUCCCCUGAAAUCGAGAGGGCAAGAGGCAUAUACGGAUCGAUGAAGCCAGCCGGUCCAGCCGGAGCCGGUAGCGAACGCAGGCAGAUCAUGGGAUGGUGUGGAUGUCGACCAGAGUCAGAGAAUGACAACGUAGCGAGCACGAUAUAUUCCCGCGACCGUCGCCGAUCGCCUUGUCCUGUCGCGCAACCUGCUUCCCCUGGGGUUGCUACGUGCCAUCACCACAGACGUGUAGCAUGUAGUGCACCGACGGCUCGCGGGACCAAGCCUACCAACCACAUGGUUCGUUCACAUUCGGAGCCGAGUACAGAGCGAUGCAAAACGCGGAACCCCUCCUGCACCACGGUAUCGCUCGAAAACAAUUCGACAACUCUGCUUGAAGCAGGACAUGGUUCGCCUCGCUUGUCGACCACAAAGAUGGCGCCCGCGGAGCAGUCCACCGCCCAGACCCAAAGCCAGCGUCGCACAUCCAUCUCCAGCCUCUAUUCAGAGCUAUCCCUUGAUCAAUAUGAUUUCCCGACACCACCUCAGCUUGAGCUCAAUCGCCGCUACUUCGAACCAUCCGACAAUCAUUCAUCGCGGAACGUUCAAGGGCCGGUUCUGUUCUGUGGCGGCGAAGCGGUCACAGACAGAAUCAGUCCGCCACUGCAUCUGGCAUAUGGACGCGAUGGCAGCACGACUCCAUCGUCCACGAGCUCACGCUCAAGCCAAAGCUUUAGUCUUUUGACCCCAGUGACGACUGGAGACUUCUGCCUGAAGACUUUUUGGCCAUCCGCAAAUGAUACUCCUUCGAAAGAAGAUGACAGCCUAGGCGACUACGACUUGGACCUUCGUUUCCAACACGGCCUUGCCGGCAUCGCUGGCAUCUUGCUUUCACCGAAAGAGGAAAGCUGCUUUGUGCUUCCCGAUAUCCCCAUAGACGCUCUUAGUCCCAUAGAAUGGGGCACAGCUAUAUGACGAGGAACCACGGUCGCGUCUCGAGGAUUCCGGCCAAACAUGCAAGAUCCCGGGUCUCCGUGAAUAGAUAAGAGCAGAUUGUAUCUCGAGACAUGUUCAUUGUGGUCCAGUCGAAUUGUUGGAUU
This is a messenger RNA of Filobasidium floriforme, 1920 nucleotides long. RefSeq lists its product as uncharacterized. NCBI's taxonomy places the organism in Eukaryota, Fungi, Basidiomycota, Tremellomycetes, Filobasidiales, Filobasidiaceae. The coding region runs from base 311 to 1795 and encodes 494 amino acids. The transcript has 3 exons. The record is from RefSeq and is a predicted model, not a curated record.